Molecule: messenger RNA, 1536 nt
Organism: Rhododendron vialii
Lineage: Eukaryota; Viridiplantae; Streptophyta; Magnoliopsida; Ericales; Ericaceae
Exons: 2
Coding region: 251-1396 (381 amino acids)
Source: RefSeq, a predicted model, not a curated record
UAUAAAAACCCGAAUUUUUAGUCAGCACACAUUACCGUCUUUGUGGAUUCGACUCCGGUCUUACCGGAUAUUGUGCUGCGUCGGUCUCAGCCCUACGCUUGGGGCAACCCAUUAAUUUAGGACUAGGAAUCGGUCAAGCAUUUUUGGCGCCGUUGCCGGGGACGGUAACGUGUGUUAAGAAUUCGGGUUGUUGUUUUUUUAUUUGUUUUUUUUUUAGUUCUUUAUUUUAAUUGUUGAAAAGCAAAAAAAAAUGGCCCAUUUUGCAAGGUGGUAUGGAGGUUAUGCAAAACAAUUUGAUUGUUCAGUGUCGCUUCCUAUAUUUUAUGGUUUUGCAUCAGAAAAUCAUUUUUCGCAUGUUCAUAAACUUGAGGAAGCUUUUGCUAGUGAUGAAGUGGCUCUUUUACAUGUAUUCCGAGCAUCUUUGCGUGAUAGUGCUCUAGAUUGGUUUAAUUGUUUGAGUCCAAGAUUGACAUGGGGUGAGAUUGUAAUACAAUUUUUCAAUCAUUUCAAUCCCUCAUAUGAGACUCACAUGCUUUUACAAGAACUAUCAGAUUUCUCUCAACAUGAUGAUGAGUCUUUGUCACAGUGUUGGGAGCGAUUUAAAUUUGUUGUAUUCUCUUGGUCGUUUAAUUGUGAGCUUGGCAGUCUUCUGGUUAUCUUUUGCCGUGGUUUAAACCUUAAGUCAUGCGAGGUGGAUUUUAGGUCCACUGACGAAUUUCUGGAUAAAACCCCUGAAGACGCUUGGGAUUUCUUAGAUGAAUUAACCCAAAAGCUCCAAUUUAGUGAGUUGACCAAAAGUUCUGAGGAUACCAAUUUUGAUGCCAGAGAAAGAGAGGAAAUAGAGUCACUUUCUGAGGAUAUUAAUUCUGAUGCGAGGGAAAAAGAGUCACUUCCUAAGAAUUCUGAUGCGAGAGAAAAAGAGGAAAUAGAGCUACUUGUCAUUAAUGAAGGCUAUAUGCCUUUUGAGGAGUCAUUGCCUAUAGUUGCACCAGGUUAUAUGCCUUUUGAGCAGUCGUUGCCAAUAGUUGCACUGAAUAAUCAAGUACUCUCAGCUCUAGAUUGUGCCACUCCUGCUACUGAAUCUACACUUUCGCAAGAGUUUUUAAAUGUGAAGCUGAUUGAUUUUCUUGGUGUUGAUGAAUUUAAUUUAGUUUAUCAUCCAUAUCUUGUGGACUUUGUCAACGCUUUGAAAAUUGAUUUAGUUUGGGCUAUACAUUUGUUGGAAUUUAAAUGUCUAAAACGAAUUCGGCAAAUGUGCUACUCGAAGUAUCUUAUCUUAUGGCAUGGUCGGGUUCAAUUCUUGAUAAAAGGUGUAGAAUGGAGCGUUAUGUUCAUUGUCUUAGCUUUCAUUGGCAUGAUAAAUAUUCGGUACCCACGUUUGGCUACUUGUACAUAAUUGUUUUUUUUUUUUUUUGGUCUGGUAUAGCCACCCGUUUCUUGCUUGAGAAAUAGGGAGAAAAGUAGUACUCGUGUCUUUCGCGUGAAGAAAGUGGAUGAUUUUUUGUCUUUUAUUUUAUUUCUUGCAUUGUUUAUUUU